CCAUCGGAUCCCGAGCGCGCGCGUGCCCCCACCGCAGGUGGCGCGCCCCCCGCGCCCCUCCCGUCCUCACAUCCACCACCACUCCGCCGCUACUUCACUGCGCUCGCUCGUGAAGCGUCUCGCCGCCCCGACACGAUCCACCACCCACCCAUUCCCCCCCGCGCCCCGCGUCCGCCACCGCCAUGUCGUCGCCGUCCGCGCACAGCCUCCGCCUCCCGCUCCGCCCGGCGCCUCUCUCCCGCGCUCGCGCACCCGCCGCCGCGGCGGCGGGCUCCUCCCUCGCGCCCUCGCCGUCGUCACGCGCCGCGCUGCUCCUUAAACCCCUCGCGGCGGCGCCGUACCGCCAUCAGCCCGCGCUCCUCCUCCACCAGCGGCGCCGGCAUGGGCCGCCAGCGGUCGCCGCGACCGCCACCUCCAAGCCGGUCCUCAAGGACCCGAAGAAGUACCAGGAGUGGGACUCCGUCACCGCCAAGUUCGCCGGCGCGGCCAACGUCCCCUUCCUCCUGCUCCAGCUCCCGCAGAUCGCCCUCAACGCCCGCAACCUCCUCGCCGGCAACAAGACCGCUCUCUUCGCCGUCCCGUGGCUCGGAAUGCUCACUGGUCUGCUCGGGAAUCUCUCUCUGCUCUCCUAUUUCGCCAAGAAGAAGGAGACGGAGGCUGCCAUCGUGCAAACUCUGGGCGUUAUCUCCACCUAUGCGGUCCUCGUGCAGCUUGCCAUGGCAGAGUCCAUGCCGGUGCCGCAGUUUGUGGCCACUUCAGUCGUCGUGGCCGCAGGGCUCAUCCUUAACCUCCUCAAUUACCUAGGGUGGCUCCCUGGAACCCUCUGGCUGCUGUGGGAGGAUUUCAUCACAGUCGGUGGCCUUGCCGUGCUCCCUCAGGUCAUGUGGUCAACAUUUGUUCCCUUCAUCCCCAAUAGCGUACUGCCUGGCAUAAUCUCUGGUUCGGUGGCUCUUGCAGCUGUUGCAAUGGCAAGGAUGAGCAAGCUUUCUGAUGCAGGGAUUAAGUUUGUUGGGUCAUUGUCUGGUUGGACAGCCACACUUCUAUUCAUGUGGAUGCCAGUGGCACAGAUGUGGACAAAUUACCUCAACCCAAGUAACAUCAAAGGGUUGUCAGCUUUCAGCAUGUUGCUUGCAAUGCUUGGAAAUGGACUUAUGAUUCCUCGUGCUGUAUUCAUCCGUGAUUUGAUGUGGUUCACAGGUUCUAUUUGGGCAUCUGUCCUACAGGGUUGGGGUAACUUGGCAUGCAUGUACUGCUUCGAAAGCAUCAGCAGAGAAUUUUUCUUUGCAACAACAUCUGGGCUCUUUCUAUGGCUAGGAUUCACUUUCUGGAGAGAUACCAUUGCCUAUGGCAACAGCUCGCCCUUGACUUCUUUGAAGGAGCUGGUUUUCGGGAAGUGAUAAGCCGUCAGCAACUUCAUUUAUCUUGUGCCUGAAGCAACUGUUCCCGGGAUGGAAGCUCUCUUGCAAUAAUUCAUGGGGCGACUGUCAAGAACGGUGGUUCAGUUACCCUCCUUUGGUCUAAAGAACGGUGGUUCAGUCUUGGCAUUUUUGAGGUGAAACCGUGAACACUGGUCAGCUGAGGCUAUAAACAUUACAAUGGCCGCUGUGAAAUACUGAAAUGGAGCCCCAACUUAUCCAGCCUGCAGAAAGCGCCAUGUGCCUCUACAGAAGCGACCGAGUGACCAGCUUGUACAUCCGGCAGGGUGGGUACAGUCGCAAGCUAGCACUAGUAGAUGUAAGAAAAAGAUUAUAAUAUCCAUCCCUUCUUGUCUUCAAAAAAAUUUCAGUUCCUUUUCUUCAAAUGAAUAAGAUUUCAGCCCUUGCUGUUGCAACAGCUACUGCUGUUCUGGACCAUCAUACUUUGUGAACAGUUGUUUUUUCAGAGGUGUAUUAGCACUGAA
This is a messenger RNA of Panicum hallii, 1900 nucleotides long. RefSeq names its product maltose excess protein 1-like, chloroplastic. NCBI's taxonomy places the organism in Eukaryota, Viridiplantae, Streptophyta, Magnoliopsida, Poales, Poaceae. The record is from RefSeq and is a predicted model, not a curated record. Gene Ontology annotation, molecular function: maltose transmembrane transporter activity. The transcript has 9 exons. Bases 183 to 1397 code for a protein of 404 amino acids. Gene Ontology annotation, cellular component: chloroplast envelope.